AUGAGGGUCUUCUCUGUCUUCACUGCCUGGUCGGCGAUCCUGUCGUGUAUUGCUGUCGUCUACGCACAAUCUGGGCCCGACCCGAUUGGUACGAUCCAUGAGGGCCAUGUGCCAGCUGAUCUAUACGGAUCCGACUACCCCUACCCUUGGCCGGUUAAGCUGUUCAAGUUCUACAAUCAGCGCCAGAAACUUACGAUGGCGUUUAUGGACAUACCGGCGAAGAAGAGUCACCAAAAUAACAAGACGGCGGUCUUGCUCCACGGGGGGAACUUCUGCGGUGUCACAUGGUUCGACACGGCACGUCACCUGUCAGCGGCCGGCUAUCGAGUGAUUUUGCCCGACGACAUCGGCUUUUGCAAAUCGAGCAAACCCCAAGGUUAUUCUUACAACGUACAGCAGCAAGCGUUGAACAUUCACAGUCUGCUCAAUGCGCUAGGCAUCGAUGGAGUUAUCGUGAUCGGCCAUUCGAUGGGUGGUAUGAUUGCCGCCCGCUACGGCCUCAUGUACCCGAACAACGUUCAGCAGCUUAUCCUUGUCGAUCCCCUGGGCCUAGAAGACUGGGUAGCCAAAGGCGUGCCCUAUCUGCCAAUCGACGCGACGUACGAGAGCCAGGUUGUGCAGAACUUCACCACUCUCCAGGCCUAUGAGGAGGCCAGCUACUUCCACAAUGCGACCUGGAAGCCUGCGUAUGAUACCUGGGUCGAGAUGCUAGCCGACAUCUACGCCGGCAACUAUGGCUCCGAGUAUGCGUACGUGAUGUCCCUCGUCACCGACGCCUUGCUCUCUCAGCCUAUCAUCUACCACCUGCCUCUCCUGCAGACACGUACCUACCUUAUGGUCGGAGAGAACGACAUUACGGCGCUUGGCAAAGCAUGGUCACCCCCCGAUGUCGCUGCGAAAUUGGGUCACUAUAACAAACUCGGUCCUGCGGCCGCAGCCAUGAUCCCCAACAGUACCUUCCAUAUGUUCCCCGGCCUAGGCCAUGCGCCCUUCCUUCAGGAUCCUGAAGCGUUCUACGACGUGCUAUUUGCUUGGCUAGACUAG
Messenger RNA from Penicillium soppii, 1044 nucleotides. RefSeq names its product alpha/beta fold hydrolase. The record is from RefSeq and is a predicted model, not a curated record. The coding region runs from base 1 to 1044 and encodes 347 amino acids. Lineage: Eukaryota; Fungi; Ascomycota; Eurotiomycetes; Eurotiales; Aspergillaceae. The transcript has a single exon.